Dipodomys ordii (Ord's kangaroo rat) is the source of this 11132-nucleotide messenger RNA. RefSeq names its product FRY-like (gene Fryl). Gene Ontology annotation, cellular component: cell cortex; site of polarized growth. The transcript has 62 exons. The coding region runs from base 573 to 9329 and encodes 2918 amino acids. Lineage: Eukaryota; Metazoa; Chordata; Mammalia; Rodentia; Heteromyidae. Gene Ontology annotation, biological process: neuron projection development; cell morphogenesis. The record is from RefSeq and is a predicted model, not a curated record.
UCUACGAGAGGGAGAGAGAGAGAAAUCCGGUUAAAAUCCUAGUCGGAGGGAGGUUUAACCACAGAUCGGUUCCGAUCGGAUUAUUCCUUAAAGGGGACGUGCCAUUGUCAAGAGAACGGAGCCUGGGGCCCGAGGGCGGGGACCGGCGGCGCUGGAGAAGCCAGGCGGCUGCACUUGGACGGGGGUCGGCCUUCAACAUUCCAUAUUCUGCUUCAUACAUGGAGAAUCACUCCUCCUUUGCUCCUGUGUACCUACUUGAGUGCCUGUAAAGAAUAAGCUCCUGGUUGAAAAGGUUUCUAGAUGGAUCCUUUUCAAAUUUGUUGUCUUUUCUACAAACUCUGUGCCUCAACAUCCAUUUCUAAGUGAGCCGAAGCCAUUUAUUUGAAUCUUGGAUGACUAGCUUCUAAAUGCUUAAUUCUGAAAACUGCCCAAGUCAUAAAAUCAGGAUUAGAUGAUCCAAGUUACCACCAAGAAAUUUCAGACUCAAGUGACACGCUUCAGCAGUGAGCAAAGUAAACAAAUACUGUGCUUCUUCUAACUUUCAUUCUACUUGGGGAAAAAGGAAUAUCAUCAUGUCAAACAUUACGAUUGACCCUGAUGUCAAGCCUGGUGAAUAUGUCAUCAAGAGCCUCUUUGCAGAAUUUGCCAUUCAAGCUGAAAAGAAAAUUGAAGUUGUAAUGGCUGAACCCUUGGAAAAGUUAUUGUCCAGAUCUCUUCAGAGGGGUGAAGAUCUUCAGUUUGACCAGUUGAUAAGCUCUAUGAGCUCAGUAGCAGAGCACUGUCUCCCUUCCUUACUUCGCACCUUGUUUGACUGGUACAGACGACAAAAUGGAACUGAAGAUGAAUCUUAUGAGUACAGGCCUCGCUCUAGCACAAAGUCUAAGGGAGAUGAACAGCAACGAGAAAGAGAUUAUCUUCUGGAAAGACGGGACUUAGCAGUAGAUUUCAUUUUUUGUUUAGUUUUAGUUGAAGUUCUAAAGCAGAUUCCUGUUCAUCCUGUACCUGAUCCCUUAGUUCACGAAGUUCUGAACUUAGCUUUUAAGCACUUUAAACAUAAGGAAGGAUAUUCAGGAACCAACACUGGGAAUGUGCAUAUAAUUGCAGAUUUAUAUGCAGAGGUCAUAGGGGUUCUUGCCCAAUCAAAGUUUCAGGCUGUAAGGAAGAAGUUUGUGACAGAAUUGAAAGAACUACGACAGAAGGAACAAAGUCCACAUGUGGUCCAAAGUGUAAUCAGCUUAAUAAUGGGAAUGAAAUUUUUCCGUGUGAAAAUGUAUCCUGUAGAAGAUUUUGAAGCAUCAUUUCAGUUUAUGCAGGAAUGUGCUCAGUAUUUCUUAGAAGUAAAAGAUAAAGAUAUAAAACAUGCACUUGCUGGUUUAUUUGUGGAGAUUCUUAUCCCUGUAGCUGCUGCUGUUAAAAAUGAAGUGAAUGUUCCUUGUUUGAAGAAUUUCGUAGAGAUGCUUUAUCAGACUACUUUCGAAUUGAGCUCCAGGAAGAAGCAUUCAUUGGCUUUGUAUCCACUAAUUACCUGCCUUUUAUGUGUCAGUCAGAAGCAGUUUUUUUUAAAUAACUGGCAUAUUUUCCUACAGAACUGUUUGUCACAUUUAAAGAAUAAAGAUCCUAAAAUGUCUCGAGUUGCACUGGAAUCUUUGUAUAGAUUGUUGUGGGUUUAUGUUAUUAGAAUAAAAUGUGAAAGCAACACUGUAACUCAAAGUCGCCUAAUGAGUAUCGUGUCAGCACUUUUCCCAAAAGGCUCUAGAAGUGUGGUGCCUCGUGACACACCUCUUAAUAUAUUUGUGAAGAUUAUUCAGUUCAUUGCUCAGGAACGUUUGGAUUUUGCAAUGAAAGAAAUAAUAUUCGAUCUUCUAAGUGUUGGAAAAUCUACUAAAACUUUCACCAUUAAUCCAGAGAGAAUGAACAUAGGCCUCAGAGUCUUCCUCGUAAUAGCAGACAGUUUGCAGCAGAAAGAUGGUGAGCCACCCAUGCCAACAACAGGAGUGAUUCUUCCCUCAGGAAAUACUCUUCGGGUAAAGAAAAUUUUUCUCAAUAAAACCUUGACAGAUGAAGAGGCAAAAGUCAUAGGAAUGUCAGUUUACUAUCCUCAAGUAAGAAGAGCACUAGAUAGCAUUCUCCGACAUUUGGACAAAGAAGUUGGGAGACCAAUGUGUAUGACUAGUGUGCAGAUGUCUAAUAAGGAGCCUGAAGAUAUGAUUACGGGUGAAAGAAAACCCAAAAUUGAUUUGUUUAGAACUUGUAUUGCUGCGAUUCCAAGAUUGAUUCCAGAUGGUAUGAGUAGAACUGACCUCAUUGAAUUGUUAGCAAGGCUCACAGUUCAUAUGGAUGAAGAACUGCGUGCUCUGGCUUUCAAUACACUGCAGGCACUAAUGCUUGAUUUUCCAGAUUGGCGGGAGGAUGUUCUUUCAGGAUUUGUUUAUUUUAUUGUCCGUGAAGUGACUGAUGUCCACCCUACCCUUCUUGAUAACGCUGUAAAGAUGCUGGUACAGUUAAUAAAUCAGUGGAAACAAGCAGCCCAGAUGCAUAACAAAAACCAGGACUCUCAGCAUGGUGUUGUUAAUGGAGCGUCUCAUCCCCCUCCUCUGGAAAGGAGCCCAUAUUCCAGUGUGUUCCAUGUAGUGGAAGGGUUUGCACUUGUCAUUCUCUGUAGCAGCCGACCUGCCACUAGGAGAUUAGCCGUCAGUGUCCUUAGAGAAAUUCGGGCUUUAUUUGCACUUUUGGAAAUACCUAAGGGUGAUGAUGAAUUAGCAAUAGAUGUAAUGGACAGGCUGAGCCCAUCCAUUCUGGAGAGCUUCAUACAUCUCACUGGAGCUGAUCAGACUACUCUGUUGUAUUGCCCCAGCUCUAUAGAUUUACAGACAUUAGCAGAAUGGAACUCUUCUCCCAUUAGCCACCAGUUUGAUGUGAUUAGUCCAUCGCACAUAUGGAUAUUUGCACAUGUGACCCAAGGCCAAGACCCAUGGAUCAUAAGUCUCUCUAGUUUUUUAAAGCAAGAGAACCUUCCUAAACACUGUUCUACAGCUGUGAGCUAUGCCUGGAUGUUUGCAUACACAAGGCUUCAGUUGUUGUCCCCGCAGGUUGAUAUAAAUAGCCCUAUCAAUGCUAAGAAAGUAAAUACAACCACAAGCAGUGACUCAUACAUUGGCCUGUGGAGAAACUAUCUGAUUCUUUGCUGCAGUGCGGCAACAUCCAUGUCAUCUCCAGCAUCUGCAGGUUCUGUGAGGUGUUCUCCUCCUGAGACGCUGGCGUCCACCCCCGACAGCGGCUAUAGCAUUGACUCCAAAAUUAUUGGCAUCCCAUCCCCCUCAUCCUUGUUUAAGCACAUAGUUCCAAUGAUGCGCUCCGAGAGCAUGGAAAUCACAGAAUCCCUGGUUCUAGGACUUGGCAGGACCAACCCAGGAGCUUUUAGGGAAUUAAUAGAGGAAUUACAUCCGAUAAUUAAAGAAGCACUUGAAAGAAGGCCAGAGAAUAUGAAGCGGCGCAGGCGUCGAGACAUACUGCGAGUACAGCUGGUACGAAUAUUUGAACUGCUGGCAGAUGCUGGUGUCAUUAGUCACAGUGCAAGUGGUGGCCUUGACAAUGAAACACAUUUUCUGAACAACACCCUAUUGGAAUAUGUAGAUCUAACUAGACAACUCCUGGAAGCAGAAAAUGAAAAAGACUCUGACACGCUGAAGGAUAUACGAUGCCAUUUCAGUGCCUUAGUGGCGAAUAUCAUUCAGAACGUUCCAGGUAUUGUUUCGGCUAUGUCUGCUGUACUCUGUUGUGGCCCUGUUGCAGAUAAUGUAGGACUUUCAUCAGAUGGCUAUCUGUACAAAUGGUUGGAUAACAUCUUAGACUCUCUGGACAAAAAGGUUCAUCAUUUGGGCUGUGAAGCAGUCACGUUGCUGCUGGAGCUGAACCCUGAUCAGAGCAACCUGAUGUACUGGGCUGUGGACCGGUGUUACACGGGCUCCAAGAGAGUAGCAGCCGGCUGCUUUAAAGCCAUCGCUAAUGUAUUCCAGAACAGGGAUUAUCAGUGUGACACAGUGAUGCUCCUAAAUCUAAUACUGUUUAAAGCAGCUGACUCUUCUAGAAGCAUCUAUGAAGUUGCUAUGCAACUUUUACAGAUUCUGGAACCGAAGAUGUUUCGCUACGCUCAUAAAUUGGAGGUUCAGAGAACAGAUGGAGUGCUCAGCCAGCUGUCCCCGCUGCCACAUCUGUAUUCUGUCUCAUAUUACCAGUUAUCUGAGGAAUUAGCAAGGGCAUAUCCUGAGCUCACACUCGCCAUAUUCUCAGAGAUCAGCCAGAGGAUUCAGACAGCUCAUCCAGCGGGGCGGCAGGUCAUGCUGCACUACCUGCUACCAUGGAUGAACAACAUCGAGCUGGUGGAUUUGAAACCUCUGCCCACAGCAAGGCGGCAGGAGGAUGAGGAAGAUGAAUCCUUAAAAGACAGAGAACUCAUGGUGACUAGCAGACGCUGGUUACGGGGAGAAGGCUGGGGAUCCCCACAAGCCACUGCCAUGGUUUUGAACAACUUGAUGUACAUGACGGCAAAGGUGAAGAAAGUUAUCGUUUAUUUAGGUAGAGACAAAACGAUGCAGUUGCUAGAAGAGCUGGUGAGUGAGCUACAGCUGACGGACCCUGUCAGUGCAGGGGUCACUCACAUGGACAACCCCCCCUACUACCGCAUCACUUCCAGCUGCAAAGUCCCCUCUGUCACCUCAGGAACUACUUCUAGUAGCAAUACAAUGGUAGCUCCCACAGAUGGCAACCUUGACAAUAAGCCCAUAAAAGAGAACCUAGAGGAGAGCUAUGUACAUCUGGACAUCUACAGUGGACUGAACAGUCACUUAAACCGCCAACAUCACAGACUAGAAUCUCGGUACAGUAGCAGCUCUGGAGGAUCUUAUGAAGAAGAAAAAAGUGAUUCAAUGCCACUUUAUUCUAAUUGGCGACUGAAAGUGAUGGAGCAUAACCAAGGAGAGCCACUGCCCUUCCCACCAGCUGGAGGCUGCUGGUCACCACUGGUGGAUUACGUGCCUGAAACGUCAACACCUGGAUUACCUCUUCACAGGUGUAACAUCGCGGUGAUCCUUUUGACUGAUCUGAUCAUUGAUCACAGUGUGAAGGUGGAAUGGGGAAGCUAUCUCCAUCUUCUUCUUCAUGCAAUUUUUAUAGGGUUUGAUCACUGCCACCCUGAGGUGUAUGAACAUUGUAAACGCCUGCUUCUGCACUUAUUAAUAGUGAUGGGACCCAACAGUAACAUUCGAACUGUUGCUUCUGUCCUACUCAGGAACAAGGAGUUCAAUGAGCCCAGGGUGCUGACAGUCAAACAAAUUGCACACUUAGAUUAUACUUUCACAGCAGGCAUUAAUGAUUUUAUACCUGAUUACCAGCCCUCCCCUAUGACCGACUCAGGGCUUAGCUCAAGUUCUACCUCUUCUAGUAUCAGCUUAGGAAACAACAGCGCUGCCAUUUCACACCUGCAUACCACCCUUCUCAACGAGGUGGACAUCUCAGUGGAACAGGAUGGAAAAGUCAAAACCCUCAUGGAAUUCAUUACCUCAAGGAAAAGGGGGCCUCUUUGGAACCAUGAGGAUGUUUCUGCCAAGAACUCCAGCAUAAAGAGUGCUGAACAGUUAACUACAUUUUUGAAACAUGUGGUUUCUGUUUUUAAGCAGUCAAGCUCAGAAGGCAUUCAUUUGGAACAUCAUCUUAGUGAAGUUGCUCUGCAAACGGCGCUUUCUUGUUCUUCUCGACACUAUGCUGGGAGAUCCUUUCAGAUUUUCAGGGCCCUGAAGCAGCCACUGUCUGCAGCUACACUUUCUGAUGUUCUCUCCAGGCUUGUGGAAACUGUAGGGGACCCAGGAGAAGACGCCCAGGGAUUUGUAAUUGAGCUGCUUCUCACCUUGGAAUCUGCAAUUGAUACUUUGGCGGAGACCAUGAAACAUUAUGAUCUUCUUUCUGCCCUUUCUCAAACCUCAUACCGUGAUCCUAUAAUGGGAAACAAGUAUGCAGCUAACAGGAAAAGCACUGGACAACUCAAUCUAAGCACAAGUCCCAUUAAUAGUAGCAGUUAUUUGGGAUCCAACAGUAAUACAAGAAGUAACUCUCUGAGAUUAAGUUUAAUUGGUGACCGAAAAGGUGACCGGCGGCGCAGUAACACACUGGAUAUAAUGGAUGGACGGAUAAACCAUAGCAAUAGCUUAGCUAGGACUAGAAGCCUUUCCUCUCUGCGGGAGAAAGGCACAUAUGACGUGCAGUCCACUACUGAGCCUACCAACUUGAUGGCCACCAUCUUUUGGAUAGCAGCAUCUUUAUUAGAAUCAGACUAUGAAUAUGAAUACCUCCUGGCUCUCAGACUUCUCAACAAACUGCUUAUCCACUUGCCUUUGGAUAAAUCGGAGAGUCGAGAGAAGAUUGAAAAUGUACAAAACAAAUUGAAGUGGAAUAAUUUUCCAGGCCUUCAACAGCUCUUCCUUAAAGGUUUUACCUCAGUAUCUACUCAAGAAAUGACCGUACACCUCCUCAGUAAACUUAUUUCUGUCUCCAAACACACAUUGGUGGAUCCUUCCCAGUUGUCAGGCUUUCCUCUUAACAUCCUUUGCUUAUUGCCUCAUUUAAUCCAGCAUUUUGACAGCCCAACUCAGUUUUGCAGAGAAACAGCUAGCCGGAUAGCAAAGGUUUGUGCAGAAGAAAAAUGUCCCACGCUUGUGAAUCUGGCUCACAUGAUGAGUCUGUAUAGUACGCACACGUACUCCAGAGACUGUUCUAACUGGAUCAAUGUCGUGUGCAGAUACCUGCAUGACUCCUUCUCAGAUACCACAUUCAGCCUUGUGACGUACCUAGCAGAGUUGCUAGAAAAAGGAUUGUCCAGUAUGCAGCAAUCAUUACUCCAGAUUAUCUACAGUCUGUUGAGUCACAUUGACUUGUCGGCAGCCCCAACCAAGCAGUUUAAUCUGGAGAUCAUAAAGAUUAUUGGCAAAUAUGUUCAGAGUCCUUACUGGAAAGAAGCCCUCAACAUAUUAAAACUAGUGGUGUCACGCUCUGCAAGCCUUGUUGUACCCAACGACAUCCCAAAGGCCUAUGCGGGAGACAUAGGCUCUCCUGAAAUAUCCUUCACCAAAAUCUUCAAUAAUGUGUCCAAGGAGUUGCCUGGGAAAACCUUAGAUUUUCAUUUUGACAUCUCUGAGACCCCCAUCAUCGGUAAUAAGUAUGGCGACCAGCACAGUGCAGCUGGGAGGAAUGGCAAACCCAAGGUGAUUGCUGUCACGAGAAGCACUUCCUCUACUUCCUCUGGCUCCAACUCCAAUGCCUUGGUCCCUGUCAGUUGGAAAAGGCCACAGUUAUCACAGAGAAGAACAAGAGAAAAGCUAAUGAAUGUGCUUUCUCUCUGUGGCCCAGAAUCUGGCCUCCCAAAGAACCCAUCAGUUAUAUUUUCCUCUAAUGAGGACUUAGAGGCCGGUGACCAGCAGCCCAGCCUGAUUUCUACCACCGAAGACGCCAUGCAGGAGGAAGAGGUGGCCCUGGAGGACAAUAACAGUGAACAACAGUUUGGCGUCUUUAAGGAUUUUGACUUUUUAGAUGUUGAACUGGAAGAUGCAGAGGGUGAAAGCAUGGACAAUUUCAACUGGGGAGUCAGGCGGCGCUCACUGGACAGCAUCGACAAAGGGGAUACACCGUCCCUCCAGGAGUACCAGUGCUCCAGCAGCACCCCCAGCCUGACGCUGACAAACCAGGAGGACACCGAUGAGUCUUCUGAGGAGGACGCAGCCCUCACAGCCAGCCAGAUCCUCUCCCGCACACAAAUGCUAAACAACGACUCUGCUGUUGAUGAACUGACGCCAGAGCAUCCUGACUUGCUUCUUCAAUCUCAAGAUUCCACCAACAGCAACACAACAGAAGAAGUGCUGCAAAUCAGAGCUGAGACCCCCAGUUUGGAGGCCUGUCUAGAUAAUGCUAGCAGCCAGCUGCCUGAGGAUGCAAGUUCAGUAUUAAAGGAGGAUCAUGUUACAGCCUUUGAAGAUGAAGGGUCAUAUCUUACACAAGAACAGCAGGAGGACUCUCUUGUGUGUCAAGGAAUUCUUGACUUAGAAGAAACUGAUAUGCCAGAACCAUUGGCUUCUGAAAGCUACCCAGAGUCAGUCUGCGAAGAGGAUGUUACCUUGGCUUUGAAAGAGCUUGAUGAAAGAUGCGAAGAAGAGGAAGCAGAUUUCUCUGGACUGUCUAGUCAAGACGAGGAUGAGCAGGACGGCUUUCCAGAAGUGCAGACAUCACCUCUGCCCUCGCCCUUUCUUUCUGCCAUCAUUGCGGCUUUUCAGCCCGUGGCCUGUGAUGAUGAAGAGGAAGCCUGGCGCUGCCACGUCAAUCAGAUGCUGUCAGACACCGAUGGGUCCUGCGCAGUGUUCACUUUUCAUGUGUUUUCAAGGCUGUUUCAGACAAUUCAGAGGAAGUUUGGAGAGAUAACUAAUGAGGCAGUCGGGUUUCUGGGUGAGAGUCUGCAGCGCAUUGGUACCAAAUUUAAAAGUUCCUUGGACGUGAUGAUGAUGUGUUCCGAGUGUCCGACGGUCUUUGUGGAUGCUGAAACGCUGAUGUCAUGUGAUUUGCUAGAAACACUCAAGUUCAGUGUUUUAGAGCUUCAAGAACACCUGGAUACCUACAAUGCCAAAAGAGAAGCAGCUGAACAGUGGUUAGACAAUUGUAAAAGGACAUUUGGUGCCAAAGAAGACAUAUAUAGGAUAAACCCAGAUGCACAGCAAAUGGAAAUUCUAGCAGAACUGGAACUCUGCAGAAGGUUAUACAAACUGCAUUUCCAACUGCUGCUUCUGUUCCAGGCCUAUUGUAAACUCAUCAACCAAGUAAAUACAGUAAAAAAUGAAGCAGAGGUCAUCAACAUGUCAGAGGAGCUUGCCCACCUAGAGAGCAUCCUCAAGGAAGCAGAGGCUGCUUCAGAAAACGAAGAAAUUGACAUUUCCAAGGCUGUACAAACCACCACAGAAACUGCCAUUCAUUCUCUGAUUGAAACUCUGAAAAAUAAGGAAUUUGUAUCAGCCGUAGCACAAGUCAAAGCAUUCAGGACUCUCUGGCCCAAUGACAUCUUUGGCAGCUGCGAGGAUGACCCAGUGCAGACGCUGUUGCACAUCUACUUCCACCAUCAGACGCUGGGCCAGACGGGCAGCUUCGCAGUCAUAGGCUCCAACCUUGACAUGUCGGAAGCCAACUACAAACUGAUGGAACUCAACCUGGAGAUAAGAGAGUCUCUGCGCAUGGUGCAAUCAUACCAACCGCUAGCACAGGCCAAAUCGAUUGGGAAUAUGGUGAGCACUGGAUUCUGAGAAGCUUCAGGCAUUGUGGAGAGAAACUGAAGAUUAUUAAGAUUAUUAACCAAGCACCUUUUAUGAACCCUUGCAACUCACUGAUAAACUUUUCUGGCAGCACCUACAAUUAAAGUGUAACUAAUAAUAAACUAGCAAAAGCAAACAUCUGAAGAAAGAAAAAAACUGUAAUUGUUUUAACAGGCUGCCAAUACCUCCCAUAAUAACUGUAUAAAGAAGAAAAUUUUAAAAAUACGUUAUCCUAUAUGAAAAGAAAAGGGCUAAAAGUGAUGCAUACAAAUACAUUACUUUCUGGAGAAAGCAAAGAAUUCCAAGAAUGUUUGCAAUAAAGGCCUCUGAUACUGGGACAUCAGAACAGGCAAAAUGAGGCUGAAGUCACAGCUGACGCUUUUGAGCAGAUGACCUGCAAAGCUGCUUGGAUUCACCCACAUAAUCUACAGUUAGUGCUUGAUCAUCUACAUGAACAUCCAGUCACGUGGAUACACACAGACUUAUUUGCAGAAACCAUUGAGUUCUUUCAAUUUAUGGGAUAAGGGUUUGGAUUGUUUGUGUGUUGGGGGAGGGGGGGUUGAUCUGUGUAAGGAAUUAUGUGUGUGUGAGUGGGGAUGUAUGGGUAUUUUCAAGGUGUGGAUGUCUGGUGGUGAUAUCUAAGAGCAUGCCUAAAAGAGCACUGCAAGAUUAUUUUUGAAGAAAUUUUAUUUUAUUAGCUCUAACUCUUCAUAGUGUGUAAAUGUUAGAACAUUUUAAUAAUAUUUUAAAUCUGGGCUUUCCCAGUAUUUCAAAAAGAAAUAAUAUAUCUGUUAAGGUUAUUGGAAUGCUGCUCAGUUCUCUGAUCAGUGCUUAUGUUACGAUUGUUGAUAACUAACCAAAGUAGAUGCCUGCAGAGACUUUAAAAUGUAAAAAUAAAGAUGUAUGCUGCCCGUCAGCGAUUCUCAUUAGAAAAGUUAACUUAUUUUACUCCAUAAUUAUUAUAGAAACUGUAUAGACUAAAACCAGUAUUUUCUUGUACAUUUGUGCCAUGCACUGUUACACAAGAGUAGGUGUACAAGGCUAAAGGAAGAAUUGCGGUCAUUUAUGGUAGACCACCGGGCUUGCAGGCCAUGAAGUCUAUUGAAUCCAAAAGAAGAGAUGCAAAUGCGUUUUCCUGCGAUUCUUCUGGACUCACAUGCUUCAUGCUAAAGGAACCUGGGGGCUCGGGAAACAGAAAGGAAGCCUGAAGACUGACUACCAAAACUCGCAAUAUACUUACCCACUGAGUCUGUAGCAUAACAUGAACUGGAUUCUCUGUCCUUUUUUUAAAAUAGCAUUUUGUAAAAGAAAUGAAUGUAGUCCCACGACUCCUGAUUUGAAAGGAACACCUUAUAUUUUUUAUAUGCAUCUCUUAUCCACUGUGACUUUCUUUUAAACUGGACUCUGUGGUUGCAGAGUUUGGAAUGCAGAAAUGAAAUGCUUAGCUUUGCCUUUCUUGGGGGCGUGGACCCUGCCAGAAAUGUAAUUAUGCUCAAGUGCAUUAAUUGAAGGCACUGUGCACGCCGUUGGACUGCUGACCAUAGUUAUGUUCCCUACUGGUCACGGCACAUUCAUAAUCACUGUAUUUUUUUGACCCUGAUAAAAAAAUAUUUUAAUGGUGUUCUGGUACUGUAAAUGGUGUCCUUUAAAUUAUUUAAUAACUUUUGGGUAUGGGGCAGGCAGAGAGGGAUGGUGUCCAGAGACACAACCACACUUUACACCCUAUCUUACUCUCCCCUAUCUUCUUACCCUGCCUACAUCCUUUUUGUUAAAAAUAAAAAAAAGCAUUGCGUA